Messenger RNA from Solenopsis invicta (red fire ant), 2399 nucleotides. Its product is annotated as PI-PLC X domain-containing protein 3. The record is from RefSeq and is a predicted model, not a curated record. The transcript is spliced from 2 exons. NCBI's taxonomy places the organism in Eukaryota, Metazoa, Arthropoda, Insecta, Hymenoptera, Formicidae. Gene Ontology annotation, biological process: lipid metabolic process. Gene Ontology annotation, molecular function: phosphoric diester hydrolase activity. Bases 575 to 1561 code for a protein of 328 amino acids.
ACGUAGUCCAAAAUAUCAAAAUUUUCGUGUAUGUAUAUCUCGCGGUACGUUCAUAAAUUGGUUACGUACGUGAUUGAAUGCGCGUAUGCGCAGAACAGAGGACGCGUAUUAUAGCAUCGUUUGUUCCGAGAGACUUCCGAAAUCUCCCAGACGAUUUUAUCAAAUCCCCGUCGCUUUAUUGUCAUCCGUCUAGCUGCAAAAUUGUAAAAACCACGUGAAAAAGAUUUGCAAGGGAGCAAAAUAAAAAAAAUUCAUGUUUUAUCGAAAUGCGACUGCAGCUGCCGCAUUUAGUAGGUGCAUUCACAAAGCGAGGUUACGAGCGUACGCUAGCUGUACAGUGCGGUCGGGCUCGAAAUCACCGUGGGAAAGUACAUGAAUACCUAUAAAGCACCGACCUAUUGUGCUAGGCAGUGCGUCGCUUGUACUGUUACACGUCGACACCUGCGAUCGCGCCUGGCGACUCUGUCGCGAGUUUAAAAGCAUACCUCGCGGUUCCCAUCGCGCUCAUACGUCUCCGACAGGAGAUGUGAAUGAUGUGAUCUGAGACGCGCGAUUGUCGGAGAUUCGGGACACCAUGCAGGACGGAGGAAAGGGGGAAAACAUCGCGAGAUGGCCCGGCACAGCUUUGAACGACGAUCUGGAGUUUUGGAUGACUCGGCUUCCGGCGCCACUUAAGAAUAUACCCAUAAUACAUCUGGCGAUACCCGGUUCUCACGAUACCAUGACUUACACCAUUGAAAGGCGCAACGAUGUGGGGCCGGACGAACCUGCCUUCAUUCGAACGCUCGGCCGUUACUGCUCAGUCGUUGCCAAGCCCAUUAUUUUAAAUUGGUCUAUUACACAACGGGAUGAUAUCAAGCAACAGCUCAAUGGCGGAAUCCGAUAUUUAGAUCUGCGCGUUGCCACGAAGCCGAGAACCAAUAACAUAUACUUCCUUCACGGUCUGUACGGUGCGGAAGUCAACAAGCCGCUGCUAGACGUAGCCGAUUGGCUCACCUCCCAUGCAAAUGAGAUCGUUAUCCUGGACUUCCAGCAUUUUUAUGCCUUCACGGAUCAGGAUCAUCACCGUCUCAUAGACAGAAUAACUCAGAUUUUUCGUGGAAAAAUGUGCCCAGUCUCAUCCAGAUUCGAUCAAAUGACGCUGCAAUGGCUGAUCCAAAAAAGAUGCCAGGUGUUUGUGAUUUAUAGGAAUGUUUACGCGCGCAAUUACGCGAAUCUGUGGCCGUCCGGUCUCUGGCGUACCGUGUGGCCCAACACUGUCAGCGUGGACGAAUUGAUCGAUUUCUUGAAUGUCGAACUGCAGAGCAGAUCGUUGGACAUCGCAUUCAUAUCGCAAUGCCUCUUGACACCGGAUACGUCCUACGUCGUCAAACAUUUGUGCGGUACCCUGCAAAGAGAUCUAGUACCUCGUUGUCAGAAAGCGGUUCUCUCUUGGAUAAGCCAAAAGCGUCCUGGCCGCGGAGGGCUGAAUAUAGUCAUAGCAGAUUUUGUGUCGGAUAACAACUUUCUGUUUUCCAAAACUGUCAUCCAGAAUAAUACGAAACUUCUAAACAGUCCGUAGUUUAAUCUUAUUUCUUCCGCUUUAUAGUAAAAUACAAAUAAUAUAUAAUGGCGACUUUAGACUCAAAUAUUUUUAUCACUCUUAAUGAAAAAAUAAAAUCUUUAAAUUUAGACCUGCUUAAACUAUUCUUAUGGUCAAUAUGCUCACUUAGUGAUCACUAAUUAUUGUCCAAAAUAAUUCGUUUAAUCAUUUAAUAUAAAAAUAUUCAACUGCACACUUGACACGCAAAGUCAAAAUAGAGUUAACAAAAAAUUCAGAUUAUUAACAUUUAAACUCAAUGCAUAUAUUUUUAACUAAUUGAUCUGUAACUCAGACAAUACAUGUUUAUGCUAAGCAUAUUGUGACACAUCGCUUGGAAAACAGAUGAUUGAUUAUUAUUAUUAUGUACAAUAAAUAAUAUGAUAUCUUUAUUUCGCACUUUAUAAGCUCAAGACCGAUGUCAUUAACUUCCAUUUAUAUAAUGGAUGCAAUAACAUAAAAAGGAUUAAAUGUAUCCAAAUAAUUAUAGCAUUAUUGGAUGUAUUGAAACAAUGUAAAUAAUUGAAUAAUGUAUUUCUUGCACUUAAAUAUGAGAAAAAGAAAAUUGUUUUUUAGAAUCUCUUUUGAGUAGAGAUCUCUUUUAAACAUAAAUGCUAAUCCAAUAUCAGCAUUAAAUCAAUGAAUUUAUAGCUAUUUUAUCGUAUAACAUUUCGUUGAUAUACAGCGUUAAAAAGAGGUAUAGUAAUAUAAUAUGUAUAUAUAUACGCUAAAUUUUAUUAUUCUUGUUUCAACAGGGAAUAUCAUAUUUAAGUAUGUAAGCUGGCAGUAGGGCAAAUAAAGUUAUACGUUGCAUAACAAA